GGCGGCUGGGCGGGGAUAUAUAAGCCCCAGCUAGCCGGCCUGCUCUGGGAUUCCUAGUGUUGCUGGAGACCCGUAACGCGUCUGCAGCCAACGACCCUCCGCAAGCAUCACCUGUCGGAAUAGCCAUGCGCGAGUGUAUCUCCAUCCAUGUGGGCCAGGCGGGCGUGCAGAUGGGCAAUGCCUGCUGGGAGCUCUACUGCUUGGAGCACGACAUCCAGCCCAAUGGCACCAUGCUCAGUGACAAGGCGCUGGGCAGCGGCGAUGACUCCUUCAACACCUUCUUCAGUGAGACCGGGGCUGGCAAGCAUGUGCCCCGGGCUGUCUUUGUAGACCUGGAGCCUGCUGUCAUAGAUGGGGUAAGAACUGGCAUUUAUAGGCAGCUCUUCCACCCUGAGCAGCUGAUAUCUGGCAAGGAGGACGCUGCCAACAACUAUGCCCGAGGCCACUACACUGUGGGAAAGGAGAUCAUCGAUCUUGUGCUGGAGCGAAUCCGAAAACUGACAGACCAGUGCACUGGCCUUCAGGGUUUCCUCAUCUUCCACAGCUUUGGGGGUGGCACUGGCUCAGGCUUCACCUCCCUGUUGAUGGAGCGGCUUUCUGUAGACUACGGCAAGAAGUCCAAGUUGGAAUUUGCCAUCUACCCCGCGCCCCAGGUGUCCACGGCCGUGGUGGAGCCCUACAACUCCAUCCUGACCACCCACACCACCCUGGAGCACUCGGACUGUGCCUUCAUGGUGGACAACGAGGCCAUCUACGACAUAUGCCGGCGCAACCUGGACAUCGAGCGCCCCACCUACACCAACCUCAACCGGCUCAUCGGCCAGAUUGUGUCCUCCAUCACAGCCUCCCUGCGCUUCGACGGGGCCCUCAAUGUGGACCUCACGGAGUUCCAGACCAACCUGGUGCCCUACCCCCGCAUCCACUUCCCCCUGGUGACCUAUGCCCCCAUCGUCUCGGCCGAGAAGGCCUACCAUGAGCAGCUGUCAGUGGCAGAGAUCACCAACGCCUGCUUCGAGCCCUCCAACCAGAUGGUCAAGUGUGACCCUCGCCAUGGCAAAUACAUGGCCUGCUGCAUGCUGUACCGCGGGGAAGUGGUGCCCAAGGACGUGAAUGCUGCCAUCGCUGCUAUUAAGACCAAGCGCACCAUCCAGUUUGUGGACUGGUGUCCCACAGGUUUCAAGGUUGGCAUUAACUACCAGCCCCCCACAGUGGUGCCCGGGGGCGACCUGGCCAAGGUGCAGCGGGCCGUGUGCAUGCUGAGCAACACCACAGCCAUCGCCGAGGCCUGGGCCCGCCUCGACCACAAGUUUGACCUGAUGUACGCCAAGCGGGCCUUUGUGCACUGGUACGUGGGCGAGGGCAUGGAGGAAGGAGAGUUCUCAGAGGCUCGGGAGGACCUGGCCGCCCUGGAGAAGGAUUAUGAAGAAGUGGGAACAGAGUCUAUAGACGGCGAAGAUGAAAGUGAGGAGUUCUAGGGGGUCCUGGCCCCUGCAAUGCCCGGUCUCUCUACCUAGUUUUGUAUUUCUUGUUCCACUGUUUCCCUAACCCCCUACCAAUACAGUCAGUGUUGCAAGUGA
Lutra lutra (Eurasian river otter) is the source of this 1577-nucleotide messenger RNA. RefSeq names its product tubulin alpha-8 chain-like. Lineage: Eukaryota; Metazoa; Chordata; Mammalia; Carnivora; Mustelidae. The transcript has 5 exons. Gene Ontology annotation, biological process: mitotic cell cycle; microtubule cytoskeleton organization. Bases 126 to 1475 code for a protein of 449 amino acids. Gene Ontology annotation, molecular function: structural constituent of cytoskeleton; GTP binding. The record is from RefSeq and is a predicted model, not a curated record. Gene Ontology annotation, cellular component: cytoplasm; microtubule.